Molecule: messenger RNA, 7563 nt
Organism: Bicyclus anynana (squinting bush brown)
Lineage: Eukaryota; Metazoa; Arthropoda; Insecta; Lepidoptera; Nymphalidae
Gene: tun
Product: protein N-terminal glutamine amidohydrolase
Exons: 5
Coding region: 40-693 (217 amino acids)
Cellular component (GO): cytosol; nucleus
Molecular function (GO): protein-N-terminal asparagine amidohydrolase activity; protein-N-terminal glutamine amidohydrolase activity
Source: RefSeq, a predicted model, not a curated record
CUUUAUUUGACGUUUGUUUGUGGUACUUGAGUUGUCAAAAUGUCGGUCAAUGCACAGGUGCAUCUCGAUAAAAAUGAAAAUAAUAAAAAGAGUGAUAAAGCCCUAAAACCAUUAUUUCCGAAACAAGCGGAAUGUUCAUACGUGUCAUGUUAUUGUGAAGAGAACGUCUGGAAACUAUGCCAGGACGUAUCGAUACGGAUUCCUGGAGAGUUGGAUAGGUGCUACGUUGUGUUCAUCUCGAACCCCUGCCGUACCGUGCCCCUGUGGAAACAAAGGGCAGGGCGCGAAGAGGACCGCCUCGUCAUAUGGGACUACCACGUCAUAUUUCUGUACUCAGUGGAUUGCAAGACUUGUUUAGUCUACGACUUGGACUCUGAACUUCCCUUUCCUACUUUCUUUCACAAAUAUGUGACAGAAACAUUUCGCACUGAUCAAGUUUUAAAAUCUGACUUCCAUAGAUUCUUUCGUGUAGUUUCUGCAAAGCAAUUUCUGCAACAUUUUGCUUCUGAUAGGCGCCAUAUGAAGAGACCUGAUGGGUCUUGGAUUAAACCACCACCUCCGUAUCCUGCCAUCUGCACUUCAACUGCAACUCACAAUUUAGAUGAGUACAUCAACAUGGACUCUGAAUCUGGUCCAGGCCAGGUAUUCAACCUUACCGACUAUGUACAACGAUUCUAUAAAAUAGACAAGUAGUACAAAUUACGUGAGUUAGUUAGACUAAAUUUUAUUUUAAGUUUAAUACAUUAUAUUGUUAUGUCAUGGUUAAUGAUUUGUUGAUUAUGUUUUAAUAAUCUUUAUUGUUGAUUCCAUUGAUGUUAUUUUUACAACCUCAAUAGAGUAAUGAUUUUUUAAUUUUUAUAUUUUGUUAUUGUUUUAACAUAACAGUUUAUAAAAAUAAGUCAGUAUAUAUAGGGUGUUUAAAAAAAUGUUACUUUUUAAUUAAUAAUAGCACUGGAGUGACCACCUUGCACAUAAAGUGGUUUUGCACAAAAAUUAAAUUGAUUAGCCAAUUUCACAAUUUUACUAAGAGUUUUUCUCAUACUUCUAAUAAUAAUUUUAUCUCAAUAUUUUUGUGAAUUUUAUUAAUACUAUCUGGCAGUAAGCUAUGUUAUGAAAUUAAAAUAAUAUUCUAAAUUAGUUAAUUUUUUUAAAUAUACAUAACAUUUUUGUGAAGCUAAGUAAACAAAAAAAAUGAUAAUUGCAUAAUUUUUAAAUAAAAUAGAUAUUUUUUAAUAUUACAAAUAUUUACGAUUUACUUAAACUAUAAAAUUUGAUGUUAUUUAUCAUAUAUGUACUUUGCAAAAAACAAAUUAGGUAUUUUCUUUUUAAUCAGUAAAAUUGAAUUGACAGAGUAAAGUUAAGAUUUGCUCUUGCCUAUGAAUGUAGCCAGUAAGUGAUUAUUAUUGGAGUACAAGAUAAGCAUUCUUCCAUUUUGUAAUAAUUAAGAGUGAGUGCUUAUAAUUAUAUAGUAUGGACCAUGAAUGAUACAUAGCACUUAUUAUGUUUGGCUUUCUUUUAGAAUAUAAAUAUAACAGCAAAUUUCCUUUAAAAGAAGCCUUAAAAUAAUGCUUAAAAGUAUAAAUCAAGCGAUAAUAAUAAAUGGUUCUAAUAAUGAGACUUCCAAAAUAUAUUUGAAAUUUUCCCAUAAUAAAUUAAUAGUAUUUAACUUUAUUGUCCUUAUUAAGAGUUUAAAAUGUUAACCAUCACUUUCCUGUUGUUGCUGUAAUUAUUAUGUAACCUGUUGUUGCCAUGAGAUCUUAAACACGUAAAUUUAUAAUUUUUUAAAAAAUUCUGUAUUUAGUGACAACCAUGGAUUUUAUGAAUGGAUUGUAGCUUUAAUGGAGCAUUAUGUGUUAGUGUGAUUUAACGAGUUUGAACUCUAUAAAUUAAGGAUGUAGUUCUGUGUUAUUAACUGAGUAUUUUAUUAAUUUAAAAAUAUCCGGGUCUCCGGUUACGGAGCUUGAGAGCCCAAGCAAUCGGUGGUCAAAGUUUCAGAGUGAUUUACUUGCUCCGAUUCUGCGCCUUCUCGUCUUGUCUUGUCACUAGUCUGGGCCUUACAUUGUGGUUUUGAUGUAACAUAUGUUUUUUACAUUCUUAGUGAUUAUUUAAAUUACUAUUUCCGCUAUAGAUAUGCACCUAGAGAUAACGGUUUAUGCUGAUGCCUCCAAUAUUCCAAAUAUAUUUAAUUAUUACAAUGUCGUGCAGUUUUUAACAACAUUGAGCCCAUAUUUUCAUGUGGUAUUGAUGAAUCUAUAGUAAUAUUAUAGAGGUAACGUUUGUGGUAUCGUAAGGGGUAAUCUCUGGAUCUACUGAACCGAUUUCGAAAAUUCUUAUGACACUAGAAAGCCACGUUAUUUGUGAGAGUUACAGGCUAUAUUUUAUCUACUCAUUCUCGCGGGCAUGGGAAACCGCGGUGCGUCGUUUUGUGUUAUAUAACUUGGUGAUAGAGUUAUUAAUAAAUUGAUGGAUCGAUUCAUGAUAGAUUAAUUGAAUUGAAGUAUAAAAACAUUACCUCUACCUACAUACUUUGGUGAAAUACACUAACUUUUAAUUUAGUUAAUUAUUAGUAAGUGGGUCCAUAUAAUUUAUUUAGACAUGCAAUCGUUGACUACUGCUUAAUUGUACCUACAACACGCUUUUAAAAUGUUUGCGUGCUGCGAUGAAAAAAUUAUGGCUAGCUUUCGUUAUUACUAGGUAUUACUAUUAUCUAAAUCGCCUUCCCUUGAAUGCAUUUUCAAAGCCAAUAAAGCAAAGCAAAGCAAAUGAUAAUAAAAAAUCAUGCCGAUUUCAGAUAUUCUCGUUCGCUGAGUAAACUUGUGAAACUAAAAAAUGUACCUUAAUAACCCUUAGUUAGGUUAGGUGUAAAUAAUAAAAUGUAAUAGCUGAAAAUAAUAAAAGUCCGUUCCCACAAUUUAGAAUUUUCCAACUUGUUAUGUUACGUGUUUUAAUGCAACUAAACCCAAGGAUAUUAUGCAAAUUGAAAAGAAAAUAUCCUUGCGCUAGCAUACGACCUUAAAAGCAAUUAGGUAAGUGUAAUUAUGCAAAAACCAAAUUAGUUUUCUUUCUGACGCGGAAAAAGAGUUUAACUUUUAAAAUAUUCGCGUUUUCUCGGUCAGUAUUCGAGGUGAUUCGUGCUACAUUGUUACAUUGAACUACCUUGUGUAGGUACUGAAAAUCAUGUGAUCCAUAUCAGUUCGCGUGCCAUAAAGCUCAAACUUAAAGCACACCUAUUUUGUUACCUACUGGCUUUUAUCUAUGGUAUGGUAUGUUAUGGUUUAGUUUAGUGCAAUGAAGAAAUCUCUAUCUAACUUACCUACCUAGCAUUUUUAUAUUUUUGCUAUAAAAUUAUAGCACAAUUACAAAAAUUAAAAAUACAUAAAAAAAGAUUUUUUUUUAAAUAUUACCCCCAUCCUUAGGUUUAACAUCAAGUAUUCCGAUCUAAAAUGGCAAAAUGCCUCAGGUGCGGCACAUUGUGAGAACUUUUUUCUCUUGCCUAUACGCCAUGUUUUAUUACUUUUACAUGAAAAUGGGAUAAAAAAGAACAUUUUAAAAUUCCCCCUUUUAUUUAUUUUUUUAAGAAUAUCAACAUAAUUUAGUGCCUGACUGUCUAUCUAUUUGCAUGUCUGUGGUGGAUGUAUGAUAUUUAUUUUACCAACGUACUAUCAUAUUAAAGUAUAGGUACCUUUUGACAUUGUAUAUUUAGUGUUGUGUGUAUUAUUGUAUUUAUUAUAUUUAAGUGAUUUUAUUGUAGUGUAUUAUGGACGCGAGGUAGCUUUUGUAUGUUGUUAAAUCUAUUUAAAGUUUUUUAUCAACUUUUAUACACUCUUUUAUCCUUCCCUAAGCACCCUUAGAAAUGAAAAUGUAUCGAAUGUAGGUAUACCAAGAGCGAUGCAUUUUGUUUUAUUACCAAAUAGGAUAUAUUAUAUUUGUGUACGGUUGUUACUUACUAUAAUACUUCUAAAUAGGGCUCCCACAUACAUUAUAAUGUAUUAAUAAAAUUAUUACAUCUUCGCAUUUAGUAAGGCUAAUUGAAUAAAAAAAUAAAAACCGAUAUGUUGUAGAGUUUGGUACUAAGCCUAAAAUGUCUUUAAAAUUUUUAACAAUGGUUAUAACAUAUUUUUUAUGGUCCUUGGGUCCAAACAAAAUAUUUAUUAAUGACAAUACUGCUCAUACGUAAUAAUGGCAAGCGAACUAAAAUGGUGAAGCGUUUUCCUUCCUAGCCAUCUUCAAUUUUUUCAAUUAAAAUAAGUAAUUUACUUAAGAGCUGAUUUUUGCAGAAUAAGUAGAGAAAGAUAUUUAAAAACGUAAAGGUUCAUUCAUCAAAUCGGGGCACAAUAAUGUAUGAAAAUCUAGCGGACCCGGUACUUUGAAAACUGCGGAAUGCUCUAUACAAACAUCCACCCCCCAUUUUGGGAAGUGGGGGGUUAAAAAGAGACAAAAGUAACCUGUCUGAAACAAAAAGUAGUCUGUCACUCUGCCUUCCUUUCAACUAUCUCCACUUAAAAAAUCACAUCAAUUCGUCGCUCCAGAUAGAGUUUUUCACCAGACACACUUUCACAUUUAUAAUAUUAGUAUGGAUGGUGGGUCUUUUUUGACCAGUAGAUGUGGUUAUGAAUAAAUAUUUUGUUCCUGGGCCCAAAAACUAUUAGUACAUAGCGCCGUCAAAAUUGGUGUACAAUUUGUGACAGCUGUGAAAAUAAUGUGUCAACAAAUACAAUUUGGUAAAGAGUUGACAUUAAUUUUACAGUAAAUUGAAAUGUAUAUAUAUUAUUUAUAAUUUUAAUUAUUUUCGGUUGGUUUGAGAAUGUUUACUAUAAUAUUACCUUCUUAUUACAUUUACAUUUAGAAAUGUACCACGUUUACGUUUUUUUAUGAAAAUAUUCUGCAUUUAUGUGCACUCCGUCCAAUCGAAAUCCGCUGAUAUAUAAUAUUGAGAUUUUGGGAAUUCAAUUUAUGUUGGUGAUGAUGAUGAUGAUGACGAUGACUAUGACGCUAACGACGACGACGAUGACGAUAACGAUGACGAUGAAGACUAUGACGAUGACGAUGAUGAUGACAAUGACGAUGAUAAAGACUUCGACGAUGACUACGACGACGACGACGACGACGACGACGACGACGACGACGAAUACGAUGGCGAUGACGAUAAUGAUGAUGAUGACGAAGACGACGACGAUGACGAUGACGAUGACUACGUCGAUGACGACGACGAUGACGAUGACAACGAUGAAGAUAACGAUUAAUUGGCAGGACCCAAAUUCCAUUAAAUUUAAUUGAUAUCACGAUUUCAGAUCGGAUGUAGUGCACAAAAAUUGUGAAGCUUAAGUUAAUCAGAUAUUAGUGACAGUUUAAAAGAAAUUAUUUUAUGUUGGUGUCUACAAAAUGAACAUAAACAAUUUAAUUAUACAUUUACCCUAUUUUAGUAUGUACUAAGUAUUUAUUAUACUUUUAAGUAUAAUAUUAUAGAAAUAAGAAUUUCCAGAAGCACCAAAUUAUUAGACGGUAUGUUAAUCAGGUUAUUAUUGUAGGUACCUACCUACCUAUUGAUAAUUUGUAUACUUUCUGCAGGGUUCUUUAUCUGUGUUCAAAUAUAGGUUCUAGUCAAAUAUUUUAAUAAGACUUUAGUUUAAAAGUUCAUUCGUAACUUCCAAUUGCUUCUUAGAUUGUAACUUGGCCGCUUGGGAAACGUAGACGCUUAUUUGAAUGGCAUAAGCAGACAAAGUACAAUACCUACGUUUAUAUUAUUCCUAAUAAAAUAAAUUACUUAAGCUCACAGCUCGUGCGGAUUAACUUGACACCUGGCUCGAAUGAUGUUUGUACUGUGAUUGUUGUUUGGUUGUGUUUGAGAGCAAGGUAUCAAGUUAUUGCGCACGAGUUAUGGUUUAUGUUUAACUUUGUUUUGUCAUGCUUCAAUUUAUAGAAAGUACUGGUAUCAUUUAGGUACCUAUACCUACAUGUAGCCAUAAGAUGCGCCUUGACAUAAUAUCGUCGACCAAUAAGUGCAGAGCCGGAAAUAUCGGUGUCUCUUUUUAAUUGCGAUGUGACAAAAGAGAGAUCUAUAUUUCCGAUUCGGUCCAUGUUUGUCGACUAUGUCUUCUUUCUCUUCACGAUUGGUUGAGUAAAUAUAUAUAUACAUAUAUAUGUAUACCUAGCCUUUCUGUGUGUAAACUAAAGUUACGUUAUCACAGCGAAACACAUCGUUAAAUUAGGUAGCAUAUUCUACACCAAGUUAUUACUUAUUAGAUAUACCACACUACCUACUGAACUCAAAUUGUCUUCCAAAUGUAGAACGUCAACAAACUUGGAUAUUCUUUACUUUUUAAAACGAUUAAUGGGAAAUUCAUCCUUUCGAAAAAUUCCCUCUGAUAAGUGCCUACGUUUCGCAGCGUCUUAGUAUGUCUUUGUAACCGAUUCUCUAUUUCUAAACUAUAAACGCUCUUGAUAUCUAGUCAUAAACUUUCGUCUACUUUACUAUUAAGGAGUUAUCUAUAGCUACGUAUUUUAUUCGUGAUUCGAGGCGUAGCUGGAUUCUUUAUGGGACCAAAAAAAAAAUAAAGAAAAAAAAAACAAAUUGAGAAUGGAUGAACACAGUGAUUAAAUGGAUGGUAACAAAAGUAGGGGCUGUGUUUAUGUCCCACUAGUUACGCCUUAGGCUGGAUCCAGAUUAUAGUGCUGUUUAUGGUACGGUCUUAAUGCGUAUAGACACUUACCUACUUGAAAAUUUUGGAUGUGUUUCGUUGAAUGCAAAUUUUUGUUGCUUAAUUCAGGGGUCGGCAACCUGGGCCUAACGACAAGUUCUUAACUCUGAAGCGAUUCCCUGUUCCGGUGUCUACCACCAACUAGUUAUUAGGUAGGUAUAUUAAUUACUAAACUGAGCUUCUUGAGUUGUCCUUACCCCUGUUGCUUUUUUAAUUGUUUAUUCAUUUACCUAUGUAUGUAUAGUUUAGUCCACCCGUAUCGAUCAUAGUAAACCGUAUUCAGCGCUAUAAUGUGAAUCAUCCCUUAGGCUACGUUUACAUUAGCUCAGUAGCAAACGCUUACAACUUUUCUCUUUCAUAUGAAACACACCAACAAAAAGAAACAAAUAAUGUUCGGAAAUUUUAAUAUUUAAAAUUAAAGUUAGACGGCCAGCUACUGCGAGCAUGAUUACCAAUUAUCUUCACUACAGUUACCUACUUAGCACAGUAGCACUUGACACCUGCUGCGAAGUGCGAAAAGCCAUUGCAAGUUCAAGUGAAUUAAACUUUAAAUAUUAAUUUGCCGUGCCGUGCGGUAUUCCUCUGUCAAUACAAUAAAUACGUUCUAAGCUGACUUUCAUUCGUCACUUAUUACAAGUAGUAAGUAUUAGCUACUCGGCUAAUGUAAACUUGCCUUAAUCUUACUAAUGUUUAUGAGACAUUUCUAAACUAUCGAUACCUUCCUUCGGAGCCUUUGAAAAAUUUUUAUGUAUGACUGACAGCAUAUAAAGUGAUAAUAAAUCCAUCAUGCUUAUGCUUUUAAUGUAACAAGUUAUAUUUUUUAAUUUUAACGAUUCCAGCUAAAAUAAAAUAUUAUGACACGCAA